AUGGCAUUGCUAGCCAGGAGUAUAAGUGUUAAAUCAAAUGUUAAUAUUAAGAAAAACAUUAGCAAGUUAUCGAGGAUGCUCUGCAAUUGGCGGACAAUUACGACUUGCAGCGACUCCCAAGUCGACGACCUUGUUGUACCCAAGCAAGAGGUCAUCCGGUUUAUCACCGAGAGCAUGCAUAAAGUAGGCGCCAAUCGAGAGGACGCUGCUGUCGUCGCUCAACACUUGAUGACGGCCGAUUAUCGCGGACACUUCAGCCACGGAAUGAAUAGACUUGCAAUGUAUAUCAGUGACAUUGAGAAUAAACUCACUAAUCCUAUUGCUCGUCCGGAAACUGUUAAUGACUUUCAGGCUAUCGCCCUCGUAGACGGAAAAAACGGCCUGGGCCAAGUGAUCGGCAAGUACAGCAUGGAGCUCGCGAUAAAAAAAGCAGAAAAAUACGGCAUCGGGUUAGUAUCAACGCGGGGUUCCAACCACUACGGAAUUUGCGGGUACUACACUCUGAUGGCGAUGGAGAAGAACCUAAUUGGGUUCAGUGCGACCAAUACGAGCCCUCUGAUGGUCCCAACGCGUUCAACCCAGGCCGCUUUAGGGACCAAUCCGCUGUCGAUAGGCAUGAGGGCCCAAAACGACGAAUUCGUCCUAGACAUGGCGACGACUGCAGUUGCGUUGGGAAAGAUAGAGGUCGCUUUCAACAAGGAGCAAGACAUUCCCCGGGGCUGGGCCCUAGGAAGCGACGGAAAAAUUACAACUGACUCAGGCGAGGCGCUCAAGAACCACAAAUUAAUGCCGCUAGGUGGCGCGGAAGAGCACUCGGGCUACAAAGGCUACGGGCUGGGUGUUAUGGUGGAAUUGUUGUGUGGAAUUUUGAGCGGAAGUUUUUACGGGCCCAAUAUCAGGAAUUGGACCGACGCUAAUAGGACCGCUAAUUUGGGCCACUGUUUCAUGGCAAUUGACCCUAAAGCUUUUGGGUCAGGUGCUGAGAAUCGACUCAGUCAUCUUCUUUCUCAACUAAGGGCGCUGCCAGUUAGUAGUGGAGAGGGCGUUCUUGUCGCUGGGGAUCUAGAGAGGAAAGCUAUGGCCAAAGUUGACACUUUCGGCGGAAUUGAGUAUCAUAAAAAUCAGAUUAGAAUUUGUAAAGAACUCGCGGAAAAAUUGGGCGUUAAGGCCAUGGAAUUGGUCAAGAAAAAACAUUAUGAUUAA
This is a messenger RNA of Cotesia congregata, 1203 nucleotides long. The record is from the annotation of a GenBank genome assembly. NCBI's taxonomy places the organism in Eukaryota, Metazoa, Arthropoda, Insecta, Hymenoptera, Braconidae.